Messenger RNA from Ixodes scapularis (black-legged tick), 1567 nucleotides. RefSeq lists its product as uncharacterized. Gene Ontology annotation, cellular component: mitochondrion. The record is from RefSeq and is a predicted model, not a curated record. Gene Ontology annotation, biological process: negative regulation of ribosome biogenesis; negative regulation of translation. The coding region runs from base 297 to 1343 and encodes 348 amino acids. Lineage: Eukaryota; Metazoa; Arthropoda; Arachnida; Ixodida; Ixodidae. The transcript has 3 exons. Gene Ontology annotation, molecular function: ribosomal large subunit binding.
AAUCUUAACUGAUAAUAGGAGUAACAGAUGCUAUUGUGCAUAUUUGCCGUUGAUAUUUGCCAAAGUAACGUUGAUAGGUAGUCCCGUUCUAUAGCAACGUUAGCAACACUGGAAGCGCUAUAUUAGCAAAGUAGGCAAAGCGUCCAAUCCAAUCCAUAUCAAUCCUUCCGUGUGUCGUGGUGUGUGCUGGUCCACGGACCGCGACCUCAAGAUCUCUGGACUGGUACCAUUCAAAUCGUUUGAGCUUUCCAGUACUUACAUCAGUGUGGAAGUGCGGUCGUCGUUUUAUUUUAACGAUGGAUAGGCGCAAGUUACUAGUCGCGCUUUCUCGGCUUAGCGGGCUUGGUACGCGUCGCAUAAGCCAGCGCGCAGCCAACGUUUGUCGCGGCGGUCAGACCUGCGAGCGCUCGAUGAACUUGACCUUUCCACGUCGAAAUUUUUCGGCUGGUUGCUCGUCUCUGUUAAAAGACGAAGCCGUGAACCCGGAUUCAGAGAAAGACGCAAAGUCCAAGCGGCCUCCCAUGGAACCUGAUGAUGAAACUCGAUCAAUCUUGAACGAUAUCUGGCACGACUUCGAGUGUGUACCCACAAAACCGAACCCCGUCGGAAGUGGAGGGUCCUCUGGCGCCCCGACACCCGCGGUGCCAGCGUCGCCGAAAACAGAAGUCCCCAAGGAGAGGACCGACAGCGGCAUCCAGAUUCAGAACCUGCUCCAUUCCGCGAGGGCGAAUGCCAAGAAAUUGUACUCGGAUGAAGACGCCACGGUGAUCCUGGACGCCGCCGAAACGACGACCACGCAACUUAGCGCCGGACAGGGCAUUGAAUACUUCCCGGAGAACGUCAAAAUUGACCCGUUUGAAGGGUUGAACCUUGAACGUGGGGAGUCCGGAGUCUUUGAAGUAGAAGAGUUGGUCGAAGUGCUCAGGGAUGAGAAGCUGACAGACAUAGCCGUAAUUGCGGUGCCAGAGGAAAUGGUGUACACGGACUACCUUGUGCUGUGUACAGCAGUAUCACCACGUCACUCCCGUGGUGUUGCAGAAUUCCUGAAAAAACUGUACAAGCGCAAAAAAGACAAGACUGAUCCAACUCUGUUUAUCGAGGGCGAGCAAUGUCCAGAGUGGAAAGUCCUCGACAUGGGAAAUGUUGUUCUCCACAUCUUCCUGCCCGAGGCACGUGAGCAUUACGACAUCGAGACCCUGUGGACUGUCGGCAGCACCUAUGACGACCUAACUCACAGUAAGGAUGACCCGGUCUUCAACAUGCUGCAGCAGCAGAUACAGCUGCUCCAAGAAAUUAAGCCCAAGGAUGCCCAAGAUCUCCGGAAUACGGCUGUACAACAUUGAUUUAGUGUGUUUUCUUUUCUUUUAUUUUUGCUAAGCUCUCAAUAUUUUAACACUCAGCUUAAGGUUCAACUGAAAGAAGGUGAAAAAAAAAAAAAUUGUUUUCCAGUAGUAUUACAGUUGUUAAGAUUUGUUUUAUUUGUUGUGGGUGUUGCAGUGGACUAGAGGUCCACACUACAAGUGUUACUGUGGCAGUUACUAUUAUGAAUAAAAGGUUGUUUUGCCUU